AUGGAUGUUGCUAAUGGUAACGAAGAGGUUGAGCCUGAAUACAACAAUGGCCACCUCCCAAACAGUCCGUCGAAUAACACCGAUGUAAAUUCUAUCGAGUACUACGAAAACCGGCCCGAAGACCUGGCCUCUAUUGUACCGGUUGGUUCUGAGGGUGCAAGAGUCAAAUUGCUCUCCUAA
Messenger RNA from Exophiala oligosperma, 180 nucleotides. RefSeq lists its product as uncharacterized. The transcript has a single exon. Bases 1 to 180 code for a protein of 59 amino acids. The record is from RefSeq and is a predicted model, not a curated record. NCBI's taxonomy places the organism in Eukaryota, Fungi, Ascomycota, Eurotiomycetes, Chaetothyriales, Herpotrichiellaceae.